GGCCGCGAAGUAGCGCCACCCCGACAACGCUUUGCGAAGAGCGCUCCGCGUCCGCGCCUCUCUGUCCCGCGCAGUGCACCCUGGGAAGAGGGCGCGGGAGAAGGAGAGGGCGCUUGACGUUGCUUAGCAACCAGAGAGCGGCCCGGCUUAGCCCAGGCUGCUCUAGAAAGCCAGGAUGGCGACCAUCGAUGCCAGUCAGUGGGAUGAAACCAUUUGUGAUAGGAUUGCCUGCCAACACCCUCCCUGCUGGGAGACAAUCCAGAGGAUCGUGAAAGGGCAGCCCCGGAUCAUGUUGAGAAGCCUUGACUCUCCGGAGGGAGAUUCCCCCGAACCUGAAGAUGAACUGCCAACGCUAAAGAUUGUGGACCUUCCCCUCAACUAUUCUCAAAGAGAUCAGAUCAGAUCUGCUGAAAAUUUACUUUCCAUCUCGAAAACUAUCUCAAGCAUCAAAGAUUAUAGAAGUUACUUUUCAGAUACCACCCUGAACAAUGCUUUGGUGCCCCCAAUUUCGCGAAUCAGUUCCGAAAGGUAUCCCUUCCCAGGACUGAACUCCAGGAUGGAAACUCGCACUUCCCACUUCACACCGAUAGAGAAACAUCUCAUUUUCCCACACGUACAGAUACAGGUGACAGACUUCAAUGAGAUUGCUGUGCACGGGCUGUGCACACACCUGCCCCCCUGUGGAAGCUUGGUGGUGACAUGGGUCCCAGACAGGCGCCACAGGCUUCUGCGACCUGAGAAGCCGGCCACAAGAGGAGUGCGGGUGAGAGACCUUGCUUCAGAAAGCACCCUCAUGGUUGUGGAGAAGAAGGAGAUGAAAAGAAAAAAAUCGAAUAAAGUUCCUACAGGUGGUCAGCCCUACCUCCUUCAUCUAAGGAAGAAGCCAAAGGAACCUGCCAAUUUGCCGAGUAUCCUUUCAGGUAAAGAAAGGGUCCCCAAGGGAAGCCUCCUUGUGAGUAAAGAAAGGGAACCCAAGGGAGGCCUCCUGAGGGAGAAGAGCUUCUCAUCCUGUCACUCGCAGCCAGCUCCUGUUGCACCCCUCCUGCCUCGCUCCAAGAGCCUCCUGCAUCUAGAGAACAGGAGGGGGGAAGUGGCAGCCAGGAAGGAGGAGCUGCAGUCCCCCUUCACUGUGCAGAAGGCACCCAGUGCAAAGAUUCCCAUGAAAGAAAAUCUCUUGAGACGGACCCCAAGCCGACUAAAGUUUGCCUUAAGAGACUCUGUGGCUUUCAGGCGUCCGAUGCCAAUGCUAGCAGAGCAGCAGGAAGGUGUGGAUCCCAGUUGCAGUGGAGGAGGAGGCCUCCCAGACACGGCCCAGCUCUACCAGGAAGGCAUAAGUGCUGUCAGAGCAGGACAGAUUUCUCAGGGUGAAUUUGAGUCUUCCAUGGCCCAAAUUGGGCAAAAGGUGUGA
Messenger RNA from Zootoca vivipara (common lizard), 1408 nucleotides. Lineage: Eukaryota; Metazoa; Chordata; Lepidosauria; Squamata; Lacertidae. The record is from RefSeq and is a predicted model, not a curated record.